CUAUUUCUAAAAAUUGUUGUGUAAGAAUUAUAGUUCAUGUUACAAACGUAUGCGCAAUAUAUGUAUUUAUCUUUAAAAAAAAAACUAUUUUAUUAAUAUUAAAAAUAAUGUUGUUAAUAUUGAAUAAAUUACAGUUAGCUGGCUCACUUUUUCAAACUAAUUUAAUUAUAAAAGUUAUAUCAGUGAAAUUUAUCCAUUCUACAUUUGCAAAAUAUGACAAAAUAGAAGAUAUUGAAAAUAAUACAGAUUUACCAGUUCCUCCUUCAAAAGAUAGAAGUAAAAUAAUUCCUGUAGAUAUUAGUAUAAAAUAUCUUAAAAGUAGUGCUUAUAAACAAACUUACGGAGAAGAACCUAUUUGGAAAUAUUAUAGACGAAAUUUUAAAGGUCAUAUACCUCCAAAGAAAACACGAAAGACUUGUAUCAGAGAUGGUAUAGUUGCUACUGGUAAUCCAUGUCCAAUAUGCAGAGAUGAAUAUUUAAUUCUUGAUUAUCGUAAUAUUGAUUUAUUAAAACAAUUUAUUUCUAAGGAUAGUGGAGAAAUUUUAAAUUAUCAAUAUACUUGUCUUUGUCAAAAGGCUUAUAAAGAUCUACUUGUUGCAAUAAUGAAAUCAAGAGAAUAUGGUUUAUUUCCAUAUCAUGUUCCUUUUAGAUAUUAUAAUUAUUUAGAAUGGAAAUAUUAAUGCAUUAUUUUUAAUUUAUAUUUGAAAAUUUACAUUUAAGAAAUAAAUCAUAUAAAAUGGAUGAAGAAAAA
Messenger RNA from Apis laboriosa (Himalayan honeybee), 751 nucleotides. RefSeq names its product 28S ribosomal protein S18b, mitochondrial (gene mRpS18B). The transcript is spliced from 5 exons. Bases 108 to 680 code for a protein of 190 amino acids. Gene Ontology annotation, cellular component: ribosome; mitochondrion. Gene Ontology annotation, molecular function: structural constituent of ribosome. The record is from RefSeq and is a predicted model, not a curated record. Gene Ontology annotation, biological process: mitochondrial translation. Lineage: Eukaryota; Metazoa; Arthropoda; Insecta; Hymenoptera; Apidae.